UCCUCUCUGGAGUCUCUCUGUUUCUGACGACAUCGGCAGCAGCAGCAGCGCGCGGGUCAGGGUGCUGUAGCGGAGCUGCACUGUGGGGUCUUCUCUACAGUAACAGUAUAGACCUGUAUCUGCAGCUGUAGAGGAAUACAGGGUUAUGGAGGAGCAGGAGCAGGAGGAGUGGGAGGAGGAGGAGCAGCUGGUGGUGGCGGAGCUGUCGGGGGUGAUAGACUCGGAGGCGCUGAGGAGGUGGGACGGCUGGUGUAAGGUGGUGGGGCUGGACUCUGAGCAGCCCGUGCUGCAGCUCGGUCGCUAUGUGUUCGCUGGAGAAUAUGAGGACGCUGUGGGGACCUGCGUCAUCUUCCAGGAGGAGGCGAACGCGCGCGAGGAUCCCGCCUCCACACCUGCACUCAGGUAUAUGUGCCACACGGCUAAGAAGCUCAUGCUCCAGAGAACAUUUCUCUCUGAAACAAAAGAAGGGGAGGCCAGGUCUCAGGGCAUUGAGCUUCUGUCUCUAAAUGAAGGAGAUGUGUGCGGAAGAUCCGGCAUGGUGUGUCAUUAUACACUCGACCCAAAGGAACUGGAGAGGGUGAAGGCUGAGGCAGAGGACCAAGGCCCUGGAGUCAGUGACGAAUCAGACACUGAAACAGCAGCAACAGAGCACAGUAUGCUGGACGUGACGGAAUCAACUGAAAACGCUGAGCAAGGAGCCGAAUCAACCAUUGCAGAGUCUGAACAGGAAAACUACUGAUUGCUAUAAUGUCCAAUAAUGUUAAGAACAUUUGUUCACAUCAGUGAACAUACGUGCUGCCUUAUUACUAGGCCAUUAGAAAUAUAUUUUUAUACAGGUUUUAUACAAAAGUUUUGUCAUGUAGAGUUUAGCAUAAUAAAAAGUUUGUAAAGCUAA
This is a messenger RNA of Astyanax mexicanus (Mexican tetra), 895 nucleotides long. RefSeq names its product general transcription factor IIIC, polypeptide 6, alpha (gene gtf3c6). Lineage: Eukaryota; Metazoa; Chordata; Actinopteri; Characiformes; Acestrorhamphidae. The transcript is spliced from 2 exons. Gene Ontology annotation, cellular component: transcription factor TFIIIC complex. Bases 146 to 739 code for a protein of 197 amino acids. The record is from RefSeq and is a predicted model, not a curated record. Gene Ontology annotation, biological process: transcription by RNA polymerase III.